CCCAAUGAGAACGGCCUUGGCUUUUCUUUCAUCCCACCUCUCAAACUUACUGCCCUCUCCCUCUUCUCCACUAACUCACCAUUCCCUUCUCUGUCUCACUUUAUCUCUUACCCCCUUUUAACUACUCCCAAAAUCAAGCUUAUAUAUUAAAACAUCUUUGCUAGGCAUUUACUCUUCAUGCAAUGGCUGUUGACUGCAUCCCCUCCAUGCCUCACCGUCCGAAAGACGAGUCUAAAAAGCUCGUUUUCGAUGCCCCCGUCUUUAGUUUCCAAUCCCAAAUACCAAAAGAAUUCAUAUGGCCUGAUGAUGAAAAGCCUGGGGCCGGGGCUAAUCCACCAGAACUCAAGGUACCCCUCAUUGAUCUAGGAGGCUUCCUUUCUGGUGACCCUGCUGCUACAAUUGAAGCCUCAAGGCUUAUCGGCGAGGCGUGUCGGCAGCACGGUUUCUUUCUUGUAGUUAAUCAUGGAGUCGAUGCGAAACUCCUCGCUGAUGCUCAUGACUACGUGGACAACUUCUUUGAAUUGCCAUUAAGCCAGAAGCAAAGGGCUCAAAGAAAGCUAGGGGAAGAUUGUGGAUAUGCAAGUAGCUUCACUGGCAGAUUCUCCACCAAGCUGCCAUGGAAGGAAACACUGUCGCUUCGCUAUUCAGCGAAGAAUAACUCGUCCAAGGUAGUGGAAGACUAUCUUGUUAAUAAAAUGGGAGAUGAAUUCAGGCAAUUCGGGAGGGUUUACCAAGACUAUUGCGAGGCGAUGAGCAAGCUUUCGUUAGGGAUAAUGGAGAUUUUGGCCAUUAGUCUGGGCGUAAAGAGAUCAUAUUUCAGGGUAUUCUUCGAGAAAAACGAUUCAAUAAUGAGGCUAAACUACUAUCCCCCAUGCCAAAAACCAGACCUCACUUUAGGAACAGGGCCUCAUUGCGAUCCAACGUCGUUAACCAUCCUUCACCAAGACAGAGUCGGUGGACUUCAAGUGUCUGUAGACAACGAAUGGCGUUCAAUCAGCCCGAAUCUCGAAGCAUUUGUCGUCAACAUUGGCGAUACCUUUAUGGCACUGUCGAAUGGUAGAUACAAAAGUUGCAUGCACCGGGCGGUGGUGAACAAUCAAUUGACGAGAAAAUCACUGGCUUUCUUUCUGUGUCCACCGGGUGAUAAAUUGGUAACCCCACCAGCAGAGUUGGUCAACAAAAACAAUCCCCGAGUAUACCCAGAUUUUACAUGGCCUAUGCUGCAUGAAUUCGUACAAAAGCAUUACAGAGCCGACAUGAACACUCUCCGUGUAUUCUCCAACUGGCUUCAACACAGAAACACCUGAACCCUUCUCUCUCUCAUCUCUCUUCUUCCCCCCCCCCCCCCCCCCCCGUUUUAAUCUCCAUUGAUGAUAUAGUAAUGCAAUCAAUAGAUUCAACUCUCUUCUUCGUGUAAAAACAAAAUUCGGCUACUUAAUUAAUUACUACUAGUUCUUCUUUCA
This is a messenger RNA of Hibiscus syriacus, 1463 nucleotides long. Its product is annotated as gibberellin 20 oxidase 1-like. Bases 183 to 1307 code for a protein of 374 amino acids. The record is from RefSeq and is a predicted model, not a curated record. Gene Ontology annotation, molecular function: gibberellin 20-oxidase activity. The transcript has 3 exons. Gene Ontology annotation, biological process: flower development; unidimensional cell growth; gibberellin biosynthetic process. NCBI's taxonomy places the organism in Eukaryota, Viridiplantae, Streptophyta, Magnoliopsida, Malvales, Malvaceae.